CAAAAUAUCCACUAAGCACAGCUUUGAGAUCAACCCAUACUAGGCCCAGGAAAGAGGAGGAAAGGGAGAAACUUCGAGAUGGUACUCCUCGCUGGGACUCCAUUCCGAUCCCUCUUCCCCCCCAGUGCCGUCGCCGCCCCACGACGGACCGCCACCGCGCCGCCGCCUCUCGCCUUCCACCGCCGCUCACCGCUCACCGGAGCCCUCUUAUUCCUCAGUCUCGGCGGCGUCGCGGGGUGCGUUCUCCCCUUGCUCCGGGUAAGAAGUUUUAGCUCUGCUCAAAUGGAGUCUGCUUCAACCACUGUGCCUUCCAUUGUCGUGUAUGUGACCGUUCCAAAUAGGGAAGCAGGCAAGAAGCUAGCUGGAAGCAUUAUCAGUGAGAAGCUUGCUGCCUGUGUUAACAUAGUGCCUGGUGUUGAAUCCGUUUACUGGUGGGAGGGAAAGGUGCAAAGUGAUGCUGAAGAGUUGCUCAUCAUCAAGACAAGGGAAUCUCUUCUAGAUGCCUUAACUGAACAUGUGAAAGCCAACCAUGAAUAUGAUGUUCCUGAAGUCAUCGCGCUGCCCAUAAAAGGAGGCAACCUGAAGUACCUUGAGUGGCUCAAGAACAGCACUAGGGAAAACUGAUGUCUCCAACAUGCCUGGUAGUAGAGUGACUUGCUCCUGAGGUGGUGCUUGUGCUGUCAGAUGUGGCAAGAUGCUACGCAUUUGUCACAUCCUCCUCGCUGCCUCCCAAGUUGAAUGAAUUGCACUGCUGAGUAUGGGAGGGAGCCUUGUACAUGAGAUCCUCUCCUUUGUGUUUGUGACCAUACUGUUUCUUUCAGUUUAAUUGUUCAGUGGCACAUCUUCCCAUUGUUGUGCCAAUAAACGCGUUCAGACUUUCAGCACUACUCCGUGGCCCUUUUCUGUGGUCGUACAGUCCCAUAAGCAGUAGGUGCGCAAAAUAAUUGCUGUGGCCGCAAUCUAGAACACUCAAAUCAUCACAUGUUUGCAUA
This is a messenger RNA of Setaria italica (foxtail millet), 992 nucleotides long. RefSeq names its product protein CutA 1, chloroplastic. The transcript is spliced from 6 exons. Lineage: Eukaryota; Viridiplantae; Streptophyta; Magnoliopsida; Poales; Poaceae. Gene Ontology annotation, biological process: response to metal ion. The record is from RefSeq and is a predicted model, not a curated record. The coding region runs from base 79 to 624 and encodes 181 amino acids. Gene Ontology annotation, molecular function: copper ion binding.